Molecule: messenger RNA, 1118 nt
Organism: Spinacia oleracea (spinach)
Lineage: Eukaryota; Viridiplantae; Streptophyta; Magnoliopsida; Caryophyllales; Amaranthaceae
Product: probable plastid-lipid-associated protein 4, chloroplastic
Exons: 6
Coding region: 102-845 (247 amino acids)
Source: RefSeq, a predicted model, not a curated record
AUCUCUAUCACCAGUUUGUGGUAGCUUUCUGCCUCACAAAAUCGCAAAUAUUUUUCUUUAACGAUGUUUACACCACAAUCAUUAACCCACCAAUCCAAUCCAUGGCGUUAUCUUCUUCUGUAUCUCUCUCCAAUUCUUCACUUGCUAAUGAAUCAAUCAGAAUUUCCCCAAUUUUUUUCUCUUCUUCAUCAUCCAGUGUUCAAUUCCCAACAAAACCCACUUCCCAAAACCUCUCAAACAAGCCUCUAACUCGGCAAUGCAGCAGCAAGAGAAGUACCAAAACCAAAGUAUCUUUUUUUCCUGCAUUCUUGACCAAAAGCAAAGAUGCUAAAACUCUCAAACUUGAACUUCUUGAGGCCAUUCAAUCCCUUGACAGGGGAGCUGAUGCCACCCCUGAAGAUCAACAGAGAAUUGAUCAGCUAACUUGCAAGCUCGAAGCGGUGAAUCGGACGAAAGAGCCACUAAAGUCUGAUUUACUGAAUGGGAAAUGGGAGCUCAUUUACACUACCUCAAAAUCAAUCUUACAGACUCAGAGACCUAAAUUCUUAAGAUCAAGAGUCAACUACCAAGCAAUCAAUGCGGACACACUACGGGCACAGAAUAUGGAGACUGGUCCUUUUUUCAACCAGGUCACAGCAGAUCUCACUCCCGUCAAUUCAAGAAAAGUAGCUGUGAAAUUUGAUUAUUUCAAAAUAGGAGGGCUGAUACCUGUUAAGGCACCAGAUUCUGCGCGUGGUUCAUUGGAAAUCACUUACUUAGAUGAAGAUUUACGGGUAUCAAGAGGAGACAAAGGAAACUUGUUCAUCUUAAAAAUGGUUGAUCGAUCAUACAGAAUUCCAAAUUAACGAUCAAAUCUAUGAACAUCAACUGAUCAUGUGUCCUCUCUUCUAUGAGGACAUAUUCAAGAAGCCAAUGCUCUGGAGCAAUACAUGAGUUUUGAUUCUUCUUCUUUAUUUUUAUUUUUUUAUACACAAAUUAUAUCAGAAACUGUUACUGUAAUAUCAGUACAUUGGUACAUUACACUCUUAUAGGCUUGUAUAGUACAAAAUGUGAGUGUUGUAUACUUGUACUUCUAAAUUGUCUAACCUGAAAUUCAAUGACUAAUUGUUUUUUCAGUA